AUGUGGUCCUUGGUACAAAGUGGAAUAGGUGUACAUAAGAAAAAGGCGGAUAUAAAAACAAAAGAUCAGGAGGACAUGCUCUGGGAACAGAGCCUGUUGGGUGAAGACACGCCCCAAAAGUUAAUAGACACUGUGUUUUAUCUGAAAAGAAUCAACCUUUGUUUACGAGGCGGCAAAGAACACCACUCAAUAAAGAUAGCUUGCGUUGCAAGACCAAAAACCUGCAAUUCCUAUUACGUUCGACCACCGAAGUAUCCUAAACGAGAUACUUGGUACUGUGCUGUGCCAGUAGGACAUCAUACCCUCUCUGGGGGUGUGAAAAAAUUGUGGGCUAAUGCUGGUUUUGAUGGCUUCUAUGAGCUACCACUGCCACUCGACUGUAUGAUUCUGGAUUAG
Messenger RNA from Lottia gigantea (owl limpet), 396 nucleotides. RefSeq lists its product as hypothetical. The record is from RefSeq and is a predicted model, not a curated record. Bases 1 to 396 code for a protein of 131 amino acids. The transcript has 2 exons. NCBI's taxonomy places the organism in Eukaryota, Metazoa, Mollusca, Gastropoda, Lottiidae.